UGAAUUCGCUCACAGUUUCAGAAGCUGCUUUCAUCCAGUUCAGCAGACAUGGGGGCUCUUUCUAAGGAGUAUAGCUUUGUGGUCCUGACUGACACUGCCAGUUUUAUCAUGGUGAUGCACCUGGUGUAUAAUGUUGGCAAGGCGCGCAAGAAGUACGCUGUGGAAUAUCCCAAAAUGUACAGCGAAGACAGUGAAGAUGGGAACAUGUUCAACUGCGUUCAGCGGGCCCACCAGCACACGUUGGAGCUUUACCCAGCAUUCCUCUUCUUCCUGUCGAUUGGUGGCAUUCAGCACCCUCGUAUCGCCAGUGCCCUGGGUCUGACGUGGAUUGUUAGCCAGGAGAUCUAUGCCUAUGGAUACUACACGGGUGACCCCCACAAGAGAAAAAUAGGCUCCUUUGGGUUUUUGCCACUCCUGGGCCUGAUGGGUCUUUCGGUCUCCUUUGCUGUGAAACAUCUUGGCUGGAAGCAUUGCUGCUAA
Molecule: messenger RNA, 480 nt
Organism: Polypterus senegalus (gray bichir)
Lineage: Eukaryota; Metazoa; Chordata; Cladistia; Polypteriformes; Polypteridae
Product: microsomal glutathione S-transferase 3-like
Exons: 1
Coding region: 49-480 (143 amino acids)
Cellular component (GO): nuclear envelope; endoplasmic reticulum; membrane
Molecular function (GO): glutathione transferase activity; glutathione peroxidase activity
Source: RefSeq, a predicted model, not a curated record